Molecule: messenger RNA, 3896 nt
Organism: Lingula anatina
Lineage: Eukaryota; Metazoa; Brachiopoda; Lingulata; Lingulida; Lingulidae
Product: patched domain-containing protein 3
Cellular component (GO): membrane
Source: RefSeq, a predicted model, not a curated record
UUGACCUUGGUUUUAUAAGUAGCGAAAGGACAGGAAAGCGGUAGGCUAUUGAAAAUAAAUAUAAGCCCUGACAGGAUGAUUUUGAUGGUUAUACUGACCCAAAAUUAAGCUUGACAUGACAGGCAAGACGUCUGAUUUUGAUGAGAAGAAGGAGGUGAAGAAAAAUUGCUCUUUUUGUGAUUGUAUGUGCCUGAGAAAAGUCAGCAAUGUGAUCGUCAAUGGACUGGAGACCGCAUUUUACAGGUUGGGGCAAGCAAUAGGAACAUACCCAUGGGUUACUAUAUUAAUCUCCAUUGUGUUUGUUGCCCUGUGUGGAAUAGGGUUUAUGAAAUUCUACCAAGAAGAUGCCGUAGAAAAUCUAUGGGUCCCAUAUGGAUCGCCAUCUGUGGAUCACAUGGAUUGGGUCUCUAAGUACUACCCUUCAGUUACCAGGUUCCAGUCCAUGAUGGUAGUGGAUGAUAAUGUUUUAACACCAAAGGUUUUAAAUGCUAUGCUGGAUAUAGAUAUAAGCAUCAAGGCUAUCAACAGCAGCAGUUAUAACUGGACUAGUAUAUGUACCAAAAUAUUUGGCAGCAUUUGCUGGUCAAGCAGUCUGUUGGAGUUGUGGUCAUUUAAUGAAACGCACAUCAGAAAUCUUACACAAGCAGAAAUACUUGACACGGUCAACAAUGUGACAAGAAGCCCAGUGUUUUUUAAUGACUACAAUGUCAGUAAAGUUCUUGGAGCGAUAACAAAAGAUGCCAAUGGAAAGAUAAUAUCAGCCGAAGCGACAACCAUGACAUAUUUUAUCAAUGAUGAAUCUGCUGAAAGUGUAGAUGCACUUGCCUGGGAACAGCAGUUUAUAGAUAUUGGUGCAAAAGGACAUGCAGGCAUCAAGGAAGUCAACUACUAUGCUUUUAGAACUCGUUCAGAUGAGGGAGGUGGCGCCAUCUUUGGAGACCUGACGUUACUGUCAGUUGGAUAUUUUCUCAUCAUCAUAUUUGUAGCUAUAGUCUUAGGAACAUUCAACUGUGUGGAACACAGAAUAUGGCUCGCACUUGGAUGUGUCUUAGCAGUAGGAAUGUCAAUCAUCAUGUCAUUUGGGCUGUCUUCUGCUUUUGGAGUAGCAUAUGGACCAGUGCACAGUGUUUUACCUUUUUUGCUACUUGGUAUUGGAGUUGACGAUGCCUUCGUGAUCAUUCAGUCAUGGAACAAUCUCCAUCCCCAUGAGAAGGAGAAGCCCCUGCCUGACAGAGUGGGGCUGAUGUUAAAACAUGCUGGGGUGGCCAUCACUGUAACCUCCAUCACAGAUUUUGUGGCCUUUGCCAUUGGUGCAACCACAAUCUUGCCAGCCUUGCGCUCAUUCUGCAUCUUUGCUGCCCUGGGGAUACUGGGGCUGUACAUCUUUCAAGCCACAUUCUUUGUAGCUUGCCACACCAUCAAUGAACGGCGUGUGGAAGCUGUGCGUAAUGCAUGUUGCUGUUGCUACCCACACCGCAACUAUAAGCCCAAUCAAUGCAGCCAGAAAGGACUGAUGGCUGCCUUCUUCAAAAAGUACUACGCAUCAUUUUUGCUUAAAUUGCCAGUGAAGAUCAUAGUUUUAGUGGCCACACUGGGACUAUUGGGUGUGAACGUUUAUGGUCUCAUCAACCUGAAGCAGGACUUCGACUUCAACUGGUUCAUCCCCAGUGACUCCUAUGCCUCAAAAUAUACCAAGAAUAUGGAGAAGUUCUUCCCAUCUGAUGGGGCAUCGGCAUCCAUUUACUUCGGUGAGAUUGACUACUAUCGCAAUUUCUCCUACCUGGAGGAGGCCUAUACCAAGAUGUCCAAUAGUGAAUACACUUAUGAGGGCACGGUCAACAGUUUCUUUGAAGACUUCAAGGUUUUUGUCAAUGAAAGCACUGACAAUAGAACCCUCGUUUAUCUUAAUGCAAACAAAUGGCCUAGUAAUGAGACAAACUUCUACAGACUGCUGAGAGCCUUUAUUUUGUGGGUGCCAUCUGGACGAAGGUAUAUAAGCUAUGUGAACAUGACAGAUACUGAGCCCUACAAGUUGAAGGCGUCCCAAAUUUUCAUGAAACACAAAGACUUUCCUGAUGCCCAGACAGAAGUGAAGGCCAUGGACAACUUGCGGAGUAUAGCAGACGGGCUUGGACUGCCCUCUGAUAAAUGCUUUGCCUACAGUCGAAGUUAUCUCAACUGGGAAAGUAACAAGGUUAUCCAGAUAGAGCUGUAUAGGAACAUUGGUCUUGCUUUUGCUUGUGUGUUUUUGGUCACUCUGAUCCUAAUAGCCAACAUCUGGACAUGCAUCCUGGUGCUGACCUGUGUGGUCAUGACACUGGUUGAUGUUGGAGGUCUGAUGUACUUCUGGGGUCUGACCAUAGACAGUGUGACCACAGUGAACACCAUACUGGCCAUUGGUCUGGCAGUGGACUAUGCAGCACAUAUUGGACACAUGUUUAUGACAGAACUGGGAACAAGAAAUGAGCGUGCCAAGACCACAAUUGGUGAUAUGGGGCCAGCUGUCUUCAAUGGAGGCUUCAGUACAUUCCUUGCCUUUGUAUUGCUAGCUUUCUCUGGGUCUUAUGUAUUCCAAGUGUUCUUUAAGGUGUUUUUUGGCGUGGUAGUAUAUGGGCUGUUUCAUGGGUUGAUCUACCUCCCUGUGAUACUCAGCUGGCUGGGGCCAGCACCCUACCUCUCUGCAAUAAAGGAGGCUGAGGAAGAGGAAGCUGAGGACAAACUGAGGAUGGAAAAUGGGGGAAUUGCAACUGUUCAAGGAUAUGAAAAUCAUGUCAUGUAUGAUAAGCACCAAAGGAUUGAACCCCCUCCAGAUUAUGAAGGCUCCAGGCCCUAUAUCCCACCUCCUGAUUACACACCGCCAUCCUCCCCUCAACUACAGGGUCGCUAUUCCAAUCCUCCUUCUGCUGGCGGACCACCCAGUUACCCAGCCUCAGAUCGCAAGACGCCGUCCUCAGGACACAUGUCGAGACCAUCAUCACGAUACAACGACAACAAUAUAAACAAUGGUUAUGUGUCUCGAAAAGCUUCAGGUCACAGAGCAGAUAGUAGGCAGCAGAAUGCACUGCCCAAUGUCCAUGUGUGAUGAUGUAGGAAUUUUACAUUGACUGUGGUGUGAAACUGAGGAGAGGAGAGAAUGAAGAGGGACAGUGGAUAUUUGAAUGCAGCUUUGACAUAUGAAUUUGCAUGAAUCUCCAAGGUACAAUUAAACCAGCUGCUGUUUUAAGUUAAUUUUCAGUUUACUUGGACUUGGUUUUUGUGAGAAUACAUGUGCACUAUUUUCUCAUUUAUGAGUGUGACAUAAAGCUCAUUCAUUAUUGUUGUACUGCUUUAGCCAUUUGUGAAGUGACUUGUGAGAACUUUUAGAUUAUUAUGUUUACAAUAUCCUGUGAUAUUUGGAAGUAUUUUCCUGCACCUGGGCUAAAGCUUGCCUAUACAUUCCACAAACUUAUGCAUUCCAUCACAAGUGUAAUUUUAUUGUAUCAUACUCCAUUUUGCAUCUUGCCAUGAAUGUUUUAGUACUAGUUAUUUACCUACACCAUACAAAGCAAUACAUACAGCUGAUCUCUCUCAAAGAAUAUCAUUAUAGAUGUUUAAACUAUACAGGGUUUAUCAGACAUGACUUAAUAUUAUGUGCACUUUCUACCCAGUAGUUUACAGUUGUAUUUAAUGUGGUCAUAAUAUUAAUAGUAAUGUUUUUUCAAGACACUUGAUAAUGUUACAAUACAAAGUAACAAUUUUAAAUAUUUGUAUACUAUGAAACAGGUUUUUGUGCUCCUAAAUUUGCCAUAAGACUUGCCUAAAGAACAUGGUUUCAUUGUCAUUGAUCAACAGAUCAUAGUGUCACUCAUCUUAGUUUAGAAUCAGAUGCAAUUAAAUUUCGAUCAUCAUUUUAUUUU